This is a messenger RNA of Numida meleagris (helmeted guineafowl), 1404 nucleotides long. RefSeq names its product interleukin enhancer-binding factor 3-like. Gene Ontology annotation, molecular function: single-stranded RNA binding; double-stranded RNA binding. Gene Ontology annotation, cellular component: precatalytic spliceosome. Lineage: Eukaryota; Metazoa; Chordata; Aves; Galliformes; Numididae. The record is from RefSeq and is a predicted model, not a curated record.
GGGUUGGGUUCCCCGAUGUCCUUGGGUGCCGGGUUUCCCGCGGGGGUCUGGCCGCUGGGCUCCCCCCGUUCCCAGCCCGCGCUGAGCGCGCCGCGUCCCCGCAGGGAUCAGAAAGCCGCGGAGCAGCUGACGCGGACCCUGCGCGGCGUCAUGCGCGUGGGGCUGGUGGCCAAGGGGCUGCUGCUGAAAGGAGACCUGGACCUGGAGCUGGUCCUGCUGUGCAAGGACAAGCCCACCUCCGAGCUCCUGCAGAAAGUGGCCGACAACCUGGGCGUGCAGCUGGCGGCCAUCACCGAAGACAAAUACGAGAUCAUCCAAUCGGUCGGGGACGCCGCCAUCGUCAUCAAGAACACGAAGGAGCCGCCGCUGACGCUCACCAUCCACCUGACGUCGCCGGUGGUGCGCGAGGAGAUGGAGAAGCAGCUCGCCGGAGGUACGGGAGAUCCGGAACCCCGCGGCCGGGCCGGGCCGAUCCGUUCGGUUCCGGCUCCGUCCUGGAGCCCCACGGGGAGCGCAUCCCCCGGGGCAUUUGAGCUCCGAGAGCGCCCGGUGCCUCCAGGCAGGAGCCACGACCCCGAGCGGGGCCUUUUCCCAGUGGGGCCUCACUGCUUUGCUCCUUUUUUGUUGCGCCUGAUGCGGAUCUUCGUGAACGACGACCGCCACGUGAUGGCGAAGCACAGCGCCGUGUACCCGACGCAGGAGGAGCUGGAGGCGGUGCAGAACAUGGUGUCCCACACCGAGCGCGCGCUCAAGGCCGUCUCCGAUUGGAUCGACGAGCAGGAGAAGGUCGGCGGCGGGGAGCAGCCCGAGGCCGAGGCCAUGGAGACGGCGGCGGAGGAGGAGAACAAGGAGGGGGGCGGUUUUGCCGACGCCGACGCCGCCUUCUCGCGCCCAGAGGAGAAAGUGGAGCCGCCCCAGGCCAUGAACGCGCUGAUGAAGCUGAACCAGCUCAAACCCGGCCUCCAGUACAAGCUGGUGUCCCAGACCGGCCCCGUGCACGCUCCCAUCUUCACCAUGUCGGUGGAAAUCGACGGCAGCACCUUCGAGGCGUCGGGGCCGUCCAAGAAGACGGCCAAGCUGCACGUGGCCGUCAAGGUGCUGCAGGAUAUGGGGUUGCCCACGGGAGCGGAGGGCAAGGAAUCCGGCAAAGGCGACGAGUCGGCCGAGGAGACGGAGCAGAAGCCGGUGGUGGUGGCUCCUCCGCCCGUGGUGGAAGCGGUGUCGACACCCAGCGCCGCUUCCCCUCCUUCGGAUCAGACCUCAGAGAACGUGAAGCAGCAGGGACCAAUCCUGACCAAGCACGGCAAGAACCCGGUGAUGGAGCUGAACGAGAAGCGGCGCGGGCUCAAGUACGAGCUCAUCUCCGAGACGGGCGGCAGCCACGACAAGCGCUUCGUCAUGGAG